CAGCCGCUGGAUGCUCGGUGGCGCGGCCCCUCCGGCUCGGCCAGCGCUCCCUCCCGCCGCGCCAGCUCCAGGCGCUCCCGCUGGGGCAUGGCCGAGGCUGCCAGCUCGUCGCGCCGCCCCGCCCCGGGCAAGUGCGAGGCGAGAGGUGCGGGGGUGGCCCGAGCGCGCUGGCGGCUGCUCGGACAGGUUCUGAAGAAAAAGCACUUGAAAGAUGUGCAUCUCCAACAAGUAUCUGUAAGAAGGUUUGCAUCGUUCAAUCUCUUUUCUGUAGAAGACCAGAAUAUGGAAGACGAAACCGGGACCUGGGUUCAAUAUAAAAGCGUCUUUUAUCCUGAGUAUAGUGUGUCCUUAAGAUUUCACAAUGGCCUCUUAAAUGUUAAAGACGUUCUUACAAGUUUUGACAACACGGGGAAUGUCUGUAACUGGCAAUCUGAGACUUGUGUGUCAUUAACUCUGUCUCUCUUUGGAGUUUCAGUUCCUAACCUGGUCCAUUCGCAGUCUUAA
Molecule: messenger RNA, 504 nt
Organism: Empidonax traillii (willow flycatcher)
Lineage: Eukaryota; Metazoa; Chordata; Aves; Passeriformes; Tyrannidae
Product: calmodulin-lysine N-methyltransferase-like
Exons: 4
Coding region: 88-504 (138 amino acids)
Cellular component (GO): cytoplasm
Molecular function (GO): calmodulin-lysine N-methyltransferase activity
Source: RefSeq, a predicted model, not a curated record